This is a messenger RNA of Eublepharis macularius, 1697 nucleotides long. It is a transcript of the gene ATXN10, whose product is annotated as ataxin 10. Gene Ontology annotation, cellular component: cytosol. The transcript is spliced from 11 exons. Gene Ontology annotation, biological process: neuron projection development. The record is from RefSeq and is a predicted model, not a curated record. The coding region runs from base 127 to 1542 and encodes 471 amino acids. Lineage: Eukaryota; Metazoa; Chordata; Lepidosauria; Squamata; Eublepharidae.
AAAUGGCGGCGGGCCGGGGAGCGCCCCUGACAGGAAAGCGGCUCCCUUGAGCGGCCCGAGGAAAGGCUGUCCCCGCCUUCCCUGGCCUGGCAGGGCGGAGCCUGGCGGAGACGGCCGGGCCGAGCGAUGGCGGAGGCGGCGCUGGACGCCCUGGCGGCGCGGCUGGGCCAGGCCGCGGCGCCCUCGGUCGGCCUGGAGACGGCGCGGCAGCUGGCGGAGCUCUUGCGGGAGGCGGGCCACAGAGAAAAAGCAAAAGAGAACGUGUUCCAAAAUCUCCUGAAAAUUUUGAGGAAAGCAACAAGUGAAGUUGAUGUAGCCUGCAAGGAUGCCAGCGCGCUGGCUCAUCUGGACUGCCAUUUACUGCUGCUCUCUGAAUGCUUCCGAUGCCUACGGAAUGCCUGUGUUCAGUGUCCCAAUAAUCAGAACGUUAUGAGGAACUUGGGUCUGAUUGAUGUGUCUUGCCACCUGAUUGAGUUGCUUCAGAAAUUAGAAACUGACUUGGAGUCGUCAUUGACAGCUUUUCGGUGUAGCCUCCAGUUUCUUGGAAAUAUCGCAACAGGAAACAGAGAUUCCCAGGAGAGGAUCUGGAAGCUUGCGUUGCCUUUUCUUUUUUUGAAUUGCUUAAAUCAUCAAGAUGAGAAAAUUGUUGACCACUGCUGUAUGAUUCUUUUCACUUGCCUUAAUCCUGAGAGAACAAGAGAGCUACAGAAAGAAAACAAUUUGAACAUUGCUCUUGCAGUUCUGCAAGCCUGCAGAAGGUACCCGGAAAUGGAAUGGAUGUUCUUGAUUGUUACCAACCAUUUACUGAAGUGCCCAGAGUUGGUCAGAGCUUUGUAUGCCAAACUGAGCAAUCAAGAAAGGACUAUGUUAUUAGAGUUGCUAUUAUCAGAAAAAAGUGACAAGGAUUCAGCUGUUUGCAAGGAGAUGGGCACAUUUCUUGCAAGUUGUUUCCAGGAGAAAUGCCAUUCCGUGCUCAGAUUGGCUUCUGCAGCAAAUAAUGAAGAUGAGGAAGCCCUGCUUAUGCUUCGGCUUCUUGAUGCUCUUUGUGAAAUGACAUCUAAUGAUGGACAAGUAGAACAUCUGCAAACUUGCCCUGAUUUGCUUGAGACAGCUGUCAGUACUUUGCAGCUUGUCCAUCUUUCUGGGAAGCAAACCACAAAUGUUUUCACUGCUACUCAUUCUGCAACAGGGCAAGAGCAAAUCUGUCACCCAGCUGUGGGUUUGAAAUCGCAUCUGAUUCGUUUGAUUGCAAACUUGUGUUACAAAAAUAAAGCUAAUCAAGACAAGGUUUAUGAGUUGGAUGGCAUCCCACUGAUCCUGGACAACUGCAGCAUUGAUGACAAUAAUCCCUUUAUAAGCCAGUGGUCAAUGUAUGCGAUCCACAAUCUCACUGAACAGAAUGAAAGAAAUCAAGAGCUUAUUUCCCAGUUGGAGCAGCGUGGACUGGCUGGUAGUUCCAUCCUUGAGAACAUGGGACUGAAAGUCGAGAAGCAAGAUAAAAAGUUAAUUCUGAGAUCUGCUGGAAAGAUGCCAGAUCUCUGAGUAACCAAAAUUUAACUUUUUCACCUGCUACAAACAUUCUUUUGUGAAGUUUUCAGCAAGCUGAUUAGAAUUAUUUUCCUCAAAGAAUAAAAGUGCCAAAGAUUAAAUCAUUGCUAAACCCUUUAUAAACUAAAUAAACUGUAAUUAUGAGUUAA